Betta splendens (Siamese fighting fish) is the source of this 2544-nucleotide messenger RNA. It is a transcript of the gene irx4a, whose product is annotated as iroquois homeobox 4a. The coding region runs from base 705 to 2129 and encodes 474 amino acids. Gene Ontology annotation, cellular component: nucleus. Gene Ontology annotation, biological process: cell development; regulation of transcription by RNA polymerase II; neuron differentiation. The transcript is spliced from 5 exons. NCBI's taxonomy places the organism in Eukaryota, Metazoa, Chordata, Actinopteri, Anabantiformes, Osphronemidae. Gene Ontology annotation, molecular function: DNA-binding transcription factor activity, RNA polymerase II-specific; RNA polymerase II cis-regulatory region sequence-specific DNA binding. The record is from RefSeq and is a predicted model, not a curated record.
UGAAAUCAGGCGGUUUGAUAUGAUUAACAUCUGUGCGGAGGAAUGAUGGUGCUUAAUUAGGUCUAAUGAAUUUAAACGGAUACAUACGUUUGCAUAUUCAAUAAACAAAUUGCCUUAAUUGAUUAAUUGGGAGGAGGAAUUAAACACCAAGGCACUGAGCAAUACAAAAUAUUGUCACCGUCUUUUUUUCUUCUUCUUCUGUGAUUUUCUUUUCUUCUUUGGCUUGUUUUUUUCGGUUUUUGUCGUCACCCUCAAAGACAAUGCAUAUUAAAGUUACAGUCUGGUCAUUUUUAGAGUGGGAAACUUCUGACGUCAGAGUCGCCGCCGUUUAAAACAACCUGCCUCUGCUGCUGACGUCUUUUAUACUACUUUUUUAUAAGGCAAAAUAUGUAUCUGACAACAAAGUGAUUAUUCUAGCGACAGCAGCGUGCAUUACUCCUCCAAUUCGUCUGUUUAUUAUAGACUCGUAGGCAGAGAGGAUAAUUACAAGGCUGCCCUCAUUUAUUUAUUUUUUAUUCUUUCCGUAAGGCUUUGAGUGGGGGGCUUUUUACACAAAUUAAACAUGCUACUCUGCUUCGCCCUAUAAGCAUCCAAGGAGCCUGUGCUUACCAAUCAAUUGGUACAGUCAAACAGAGCCACAGCCUGCGUUAGAGUGGAGACCUUCAGUCUCGCUUCAUUUCUGGAUAUUGGGGGACCUCUCUACCAUGUCAUAUCCACAAUUUGGAUAUCCCUACUCGUCUGCUCCACAAUUCCUGAUGACAACCAACUCUCUGACCACUUGCUGCGAAUCAACCGGCAGAUCCAUAGCCGACUCCGGAGUAGCGGCGUCCGGACAGACACCGGUGUACUGCCCGGUGUACGAGAGCCGGCUGCUGGCCACGGCCAGGCACGAGCUGAGCUCGGCCGCAGCGCUGGGCGUGUACGGGAGCCCCUACACCGGCGGCCAAGGCUACGGGAAUUACGUUACAUACGGCACGGACGCCUCGGCGUUCUACUCGCUGGGCACGUUUGACACUAAAGAUGCCACAGCUUCUGCACAUGCAGGAAUAACCCAGGCAACAGCCUACUACCCCUAUGAUCCUACCCUGGGACAGUAUCAGUAUGACAGAUAUGGGUCCAUGGAUGGAGGAACGAGGCGAAAGAACGCAACACGCGAGACCACAAGUACGCUGAAGGCCUGGCUGCAGGAGCACAGGAAGAACCCGUACCCCACCAAGGGCGAGAAGAUCAUGCUGGCCAUCAUCACCAAGAUGACGCUCACGCAGGUGUCCACGUGGUUCGCCAACGCCAGGCGGAGGCUGAAGAAGGAGAACAAGAUGACAUGGCCGCCCAGGAACAAGGGCUCAGAGGAGAAGAGAUACGAUGAGGAUGAGGAUGGGUCUCAGGAGGAGCAGAUCAAAAGUGAAAACAACGAGGAUGAGACCAGAAGUCGGGCUGAUAAGGACCUGCAGCUCAGCGACUUGGACGACUUCGACACGCUGGAGUCUGAGAGUUCGGAGUGUGAGCUGAAGCACCGCUACCACAUGAACACGCACAUGUCAACGGCGGCCGACUGCGCCGCCGAUCACAUGAUCAAGGACGCGUCCCUGAAGCUCUCCCUCCCCGUUCCGCUCGGAGGGGAGCAGGACCUGAGCAAAGGCUGCCUCAAAACAACCCCGGACGACUUCCAAGCGGACAGCAGACAGCAGGCGAAGGCCUGCUAUAAUCAGCAGCAGCAGCAGGGGCACCCGAUUUUAGACGGGAAACCUCGGAUCUGGUCUUUGGCACAGACCGCCACGUCCCUGAACCAGACUGAGUACCCGUCCUGUAUGCUGAGGUGCCAGCCGCCGCCCCCCUCCCUCACCCCGUCCCCCGCCGCUACCUCACCCGUGACCGGCCUGGACAACAGGCAGGACUCCCCGGUCACGACCCUGAGAAACUGGGUGGACGGGGUUUUCCACGACCCCUUGUUCAGGCACAGCACUUUGAGCCAGGCCCUGACCAACACCACUGUCUCUUGGGCCACGAACACCAAAGGCGCCAUUCUGGAGGCGGACAGGAGCGCGGCAGCGUUGCAGCAGCUCCAAGACUCCUCCAAAGACACUUCCAUGAGUUUCCCAAAAACUAUCAACAAACUGUUCUGCUCCUAACAAAACCAAAUGACCCUUUUAUUUAAAACAGAGACGUUUUUGUGGCUGAAAGUCAUCAUGUUUAUUCGUUUUUAAUUAAAGCAAUGGUAGCGAUAUGUUACACUUGCGUUACACGAGUGAAAUAUCCGGAUCGGUUUGGCUUAUUUGACUUAACGCACGCACAAAAUCUAUCGAAAUGUAUAACGAAAAGUUUACAUAUUUGAAAAAAAGACCUAACGUUUACAUGGUUUUGUUUUCUUUGUUUUUUAAUAACUUUAUUUACUACGCGCAUGCAAAUGUAAUUAAAGAUCAUUUAGGUCUCAGCUGAGUAUCACUGUUAAAAGAAAAGAAGAUUCACAAAUGCACAACUCUCCUAGGAAGUGGAAGAGAGUGUUUCAACUUUGUUCACUGAAAAUAAAGUCAGUCGGUUUCUGGA